AUGUCCCUGGAAGCGGCGCUCGACGAAGAACGGCGAGAGAUCCUCGAUAUUCUAGAAGGCCGCAGGCAUGCGCACCAGCCGGCUCCCCGUCCUGGGCGCCAGGCCAGCCCCGCGCCUCCCGUUCGCAGCAUGCUCGACAUUGCUCCCGAUCCUGGGGCCCAACGCCAUGGCUCGAUUGCUGGAAUCGGCGUGGGUGUAACACAGCCUCCCAAUCGAACCACAGCCAAGCCCGGCGCUGGUGUGCGGAGCAUGCUGGAGCCAUUGGCGCCCUCUCCUCUACGAUUGACGCAGAGCGCGACCUCCUCGCCCACCACCGACUCUGCACCCUCCCACGAGCCAGCGGACAACCAUCGCCGCUCGUCGGAUUCAUCCGCCAAGGGCCUGCCGGAGAUCAAGAAGAGGCAAGGAGUGGAUCCACAGCAAGAUUACCAGUUUGAGAUGCUUCCCAGCAUCCCAAGUCAUGCGCUCCCGAAACGUGUCACGCAGGGUGGGAAGCUAGGACAUCAUAACAAUGCGAUGCAGACCAAUUCUAUGGCUGCUGUAAUGUCUGGGGGGGACAUCCAUGCGCCAUAUCCAGCUUUGCCUCGUGGACGACAGACGGGAAGACACCCUUCCUUACCAGGGAAGUCGAAAUCUCCGCCUUCGCGACUAGGACGGUCCCAAUCACCGGGCGGCAAACUACUCAACAACAAUUCGUUGAAUUUGAUGACUACUCCGGGAAAAUUCGUUACUGAUUCCGGCAAGGUUAUCAAUAUGGAUCAUGCGUAUAGAAGAUUGUCAGCUGCUGCGCUCUCAAGAUCGGGCGGGAGCCUGGCUAGCUAUCCCGGAAAGCCAACGGGCAAACACGAUGAUGUUGAUGGAGCUGCUGAUGGAGAUGCGCGCCUACAGAAAGAUUAUUACUUUGACACACCGGAAGGUGGAUUUAGCGAAGAUUACACCAGCGAAGAUGAUGUUGACGAUACUAGUUCUGGGGAAGACGCCUGGAAAUCUGAAAUCCACCGGGGACGAAGACGAAUCAGGAAAAAAUCCGACAUUGAGACUGGAGAAAGUGGCAGCAAAGGCGGCGAGCCUAGGAAGGUUCAAAGCUUACUGGCUGCUGUCAAGUCCUUGCUUGAACCCGUCGCACCGCGCACAGCGAAAGCAGCGGCAGAGAAACCUCUCAACAGAAAGACGGGAGUGCAUCCGAACACCAGCUUUGAUGUCACUGCAUCUGCAGGCAAUACACCGGUGGGCUCUGAAGAUGAAAAUGAAUUCUCCGACAUCAAACAGGCGCAGAACCUCGGCAUCUACAUGUCAGUUGUGGACCAGACAGUGCCGAAUCGAGUGAUUCGCACGAUCAUCCGCGGAGACUUUACGAAAAUGCAAGAAGAGGGUGAUCAUGGACAUCGCCGGUUACGAAAGUACCUGGUUGCUACCGAUCUGAGCGAGGAAUCUACCUACGCGCUCGAAUGGACGAUUGGCACGAUUCUGCGGGACGGAGAUACCAUGUACGCGGUUUACGCUAUUGAGGAAGAAUCGGGAUCGGGCAAGUCCAGCGGCGAUGGGGACAGCAUCUCGUCACAGCACAUCAACGACGGCGCCAAAGCGAUGUUGGAUAUUACAGCGACUGUCGGGUCCCAGACCGAAAAGACUUUGGGUGAUUCGAAUCGAGCGUCGGAUCGAGCAUCUGCCUAUCCGUCGCCUCGCGGGUCUGCCAUUCAAUUAAUGUCCGAUAGCAAGACCGGCUCAAUUGAUUCCCGCAGUACCUCCAAAACGGAAGCGGAUAGGCUCCGCGCCAUUGAGCUCCUCUCGCAGACUGUGAUGAGGCUGUUGCGGAAGACGAGACUGCAGGUCCGGGUUGCGAUUGAGAUUAUUCAUUGCAAAAGCCCCAAACAUCUGAUAACAGAAGCAAUCGACGCUCUCGAGCCUACCUUGGUUGUUCUAGGCUCUCGCGGGCGCAGCGCUCUCAAGGGAGUCCUUCUCGGCUCGUUUUCUAAUUACAUUGUCACCAAGUCGUCCGUUCCCGUGAUGGUUGCGCGGAAGAAGCUCCGCAAGCACGCAAAGUAUCAGAACACACACGUACGAUUAUCGAAUAAUCUCACUACUCCGAAAAAACUUGCUUUUGCGAAAGUCGAUUGA
Uncinocarpus reesii 1704 is the source of this 2118-nucleotide messenger RNA. RefSeq lists its product as uncharacterized. The coding region runs from base 1 to 2118 and encodes 705 amino acids. The record is from RefSeq and is a predicted model, not a curated record. The transcript is spliced from 4 exons. Lineage: Eukaryota; Fungi; Ascomycota; Eurotiomycetes; Onygenales; Onygenaceae.